UUCCUCUGUUUCGUUCACUAGCAGGAAAUAGUUCUCCUCCGAUUUAGGCACCUUCAAAGCCAACAAUGAUGCUCGCAACGCUCAAAGCGGAAGAACAGAGCCAGCAACUUCAGAUCGUAGAGCGCGAAGAUAUUGAGGAUGAAGACGACUUGUUCGAAGCGAUCGACAAACUGACUUCUCAUGGAAUUAAUGCUGGAGACGUGAAGAAGCUUCAGGACGCAGGGAUAUACACUUGCAAUGGUUUGAUGAUGCACACGAAGAAGCACUUGACAGGGAUAAAAGGUUUAUCCGAAGCGAAGGUUGAUAAGAUCUGCGAAGCUGCCGAAAAGCUAGUGAAUUUUGGUUAUAUCACUGGAAGCGACGUUCUGCUCAGGAGAAAGUCUGUAGUUCGCAUUACGACUGGAAGCCAGGCUCUCGAUGAACUCUUAGGAGGUGGAAUUGAAACUCUAGCGAUCACGGAAGCUUUUGGAGAAUUCAGGUCCGGGAAAACGCAACUCGCGCAUACUCUAUGUGUCUCUACGCAGCUUCCCACCAACAUGCGGGGAGGGAAUGGAAAGGUUGCAUACAUCGACACUGAGGGCACUUUCCGACCUGAUCGAAUUGUGCCUAUAGCUGAAAGAUUUGGCAUGGACCCGGGAGCUGUGCUAGAUAAUAUCAUAUAUGCUCGUGCCUACACCUACGAACAUCAGCAUAACCUCUUGCUCGGCCUUGCGGCAAAAAUGUCCGAAGAACCGUUUAAACUUCUGAUUGUUGACUCUAUCAUUGCACUUUUUCGAGUGGAUUUCACUGGAAGAGGAGAACUUGCAGAGCGCCAGCAAAAACUGGCGCAGAUGCUGUCCCGAUUAACUAAAAUUGCAGAAGAGUAUAAUGUAGCAGUUUACAUGACCAACCAAGUUGUUGCAGACCCAGGUGGAGGAGUGUUCGUAUCAGACCCCAAAAAACCAGCAGGAGGCCACGUUCUUGCCCAUGCUGCCACGGUAAGACUGAUGUUCAGGAAAGGCAAAGGAGAACAACGCAUCUGUAAGGUGUUCGAUGCUCCUAAUCUGCCAGAGUCUGAAGCUAUAUCCUUAACUCACAUCACGUCACACUUCAUCACCUUCAUUUAUCAUUUUCUGGUUGGUAUAAACAUCGAACCCAUGAAUCUCAACGAUUUCCGAAAUCAUCGAACCAAUGAUGUAAGCAAGCAGUAAGUCCUACAAUUCUACUGCACUCAUAUCACUACAUAAAAAUUGUACUUGUUAAACAUUGUAGAUAAAGCAGAAGAGAAAAGGCUACACCUUUCACACAAUUUUUCCUUGACAGAACCACGUUUUUCAGAUAACACCAGGGGGCAUUGCAGAUGCAAAGGAUUGACGCCUCAUGUGGUGCUGGAAAAUCAAAGGAAACACAGGUUGAAAUGUUU
Molecule: messenger RNA, 1402 nt
Organism: Cucurbita maxima (winter squash)
Lineage: Eukaryota; Viridiplantae; Streptophyta; Magnoliopsida; Cucurbitales; Cucurbitaceae
Product: meiotic recombination protein DMC1 homolog
Exons: 14
Coding region: 66-1190 (374 amino acids)
Biological process (GO): DNA strand invasion; chromosome organization involved in meiotic cell cycle; mitotic recombination
Cellular component (GO): nucleus; condensed nuclear chromosome
Molecular function (GO): ATP-dependent DNA damage sensor activity; ATP binding; double-stranded DNA binding
Source: RefSeq, a predicted model, not a curated record